AGAGAUUCACAACCUCCAUAGCCAGAAUUAUCCAUACAACUUAAAAGACAGGUGAUCAGAAUGAAGUAACUAUAUAUUUUUCCAGAUUCCAAAUUUUUUAAUCUUUGCCCUCCCCUUUGACAAAUCAACAUCGACUUUAAAUUUUCUUAUCUAUUUAACUAAAAAAAUAUCUAAUAAAGAAACAAAAAAUAAAGGUUGUAAUCUUUCCCUAUAAAAGGACAAUGCAAGCUCCGAAAACAUGUAAGCUUGUGAGUUGGAGGAUCGUCAGUUUCCUAGCUUUCUUUUCAGCCUCUCAAGCAAAAAAUGGAUGAGAAGAUGAGUUGGACAGUUGCUGAUGCUGUAGACUCUAAGGGCUCCCCUGCUGACAGGACUAAGACCGGUGGCUGGGCUCCGGCUGCUCUUAUUUUAGGGAUUGAAAUAUGCGAAAGGCUUUCAACAAUGGGGAUAGCAGUAAACCUAGUCACAUACUUGGGAGGCACAAUGCAUCUGCCUAGUGCAACUUCAGCCAAUAUAGUCACAGAUUUUAUGGGCACUUCUUUUCUACUGUGUUUGCUUGGAGGCUUUCUUGCUGACUCUUUUCUGGGCAGAUACAAAACAAUCGCAAUCUUUGCAACAGUACAAACACUGGGUACUGGAAUGUUAGCAAUUGCAACAAAACUGCCCCGGCUACGUCCACCACCUUGUCACACUACUGCCAUUAACGAUUGCAAACAGGCCAACGCGUUCCAAAUGGGCAUUUUAUACAUGGCUCUGUACCUAAUUGCGUUAGGGACCGGAGGCCUCAAAUCCAGUGUUUCAGGAUUCGGAACUGAUCAAUUCAAUGACAGAGAUGAAAAGGAGAAGGCACAGAUGGACUAUUUCUUCAACAGGUUUUUCUUCCUCAUCAGCACUGGAACUCUGAUGGCGGUAACCGUGCUUGUCUACAUACAAGAUGAAGUGGGUAGAAGCUGGGCAUAUGGAAUUUGUUCUGUCUCCAUGUUUAUAGCCAUCUUGGUAUUCUUAUCUGGGACUAGAAGAUAUCGAUACAAGAAAAGCUUGGGAAGCCCUAUGGUUCAAAUUUUUCAAGUUAUGGUGGCAGCUAUAAGGAAGAGAAAGAUGGAACUUCCUUACAGUGUUGGCUUAUUAUAUGAGGAUUCCCCUGAAGCUUCAAGAAUUCAUCACACAGAUCAGUUCCAAUUCUUGGACAAGGCGGCGAUUGUUACAGAGAGUGAUUUUGAGAAGAAUGUGAGUUCUACUCCAAAUCCUUGGAAGCUAUGCCCAGUGACAAGGGUGGAGGAAGUGAAGAUGAUGGCCAGACUAUUGCCGAUAUGGGCUACAACCAUCAUUUUUUGGACUGCAUAUGCGCAGAUGAUUACCUUCUCAGUUGAGCAAGCAUCUACAAUGGAAAGAUCAAUUGGGCAUUUCCAAAUCCCAGCAGGGUCUCUCUCUGUCUUCUUCGUGGCGGCCAUAUUGAUUACUUUAGCAGUUUAUGACCGACUCAUCAUGCCUCUUUGGAAGAAAUGGAAAGGAAAACCAGGUUUCACCAACCUACAGAGAAUUGCCAUAGGCCUCAUCCUCUCAACAGUUGGAAUGGCAGCUGCUGCAUUAGCCGAGAGGAGACGGUUGUCAGUGGCAAAAGCCACGGGCAACACCACCGCAACUCUGCCCAUAAGCGUGUUUCUGUUGAUCCCACAAUUCUUCUUGGUGGGUUCCGGGGAAGCCUUCAUAUACACUGGCCAGCUUGAUUUCUUCAUAAACCAAUCUCCCAAAGGAAUGAAAACCAUGAGCACUGGUCUUUUUCUCACAACCCUAUCACUCGGUUUCUUCGUCAGUAGCUUCUUGGUCUCGGUUGUGAAGGGUGUUACUGGGAGCAAUGACGGACAACGAUGGCUGGCAGACAAUAUAAACUACGGCAGGCUUGAUUGUUUCUAUGGACUUCUAGCCAUACUGAGCCUUAUAAACUUUGUGAUAUAUAUAAUUUGUGCAGUGUGGUACAAGCCACAAAAACCCAAACCGGCUCUGCAAAUGGAUACUCUGGUUAUUGGUCACAGUGCAGAGAAUAAGUGCUAGUGAUUAAAUAAGGUUGGAAGCCAUAUACAGUGAGAAUUAGCUUGGGUUUGGUUGUCUUAUUUUUCUUCUGUUCUAAUGAAUAGGGUGGCUUCACUUUAAACGGUUUGUUUUAGAAGGAUAUGUAUGUCUAAUGGUUACAACUUA
This is a messenger RNA of Cornus florida, 2193 nucleotides long. RefSeq names its product protein NRT1/ PTR FAMILY 6.2. Lineage: Eukaryota; Viridiplantae; Streptophyta; Magnoliopsida; Cornales; Cornaceae. Gene Ontology annotation, cellular component: membrane. The record is from RefSeq and is a predicted model, not a curated record. The coding region runs from base 304 to 2049 and encodes 581 amino acids. The transcript is spliced from 6 exons. Gene Ontology annotation, biological process: oligopeptide transport; transmembrane transport. Gene Ontology annotation, molecular function: transmembrane transporter activity.